CCAUCAGGGAGGGAGAUAGAUGGAUAUUAGCAGUUUCAUGGAUCUUUCUUUGUACCGGCAGUCAUCAGCAAUUCAAGAUUGGAUGAAGCAAUCAAAGUCCAAUGGAGACCCAGCAUUUGAUGAAGACUCAGACUUCACUAACACUCCAUUGCCAAGCCAGAUGUUCACUGACAUAGGCUCUUCUCAUGGUCACGAUGAAGAUGUGGAGAUAUGGGCCGAAGAAACAAUUGGGGACACACAUCUGGGAAAAAGGAAGACUAAGAUUGGUCCCGAAAUGAGAAAAGGGAAGAAACCACGCACUGAGGAGGAGUUAGGUAGCGACGAUACCACACCUGAGCCUAGUGGUGGUGAGGACAUUGGUGGUGAUGAUGAUGAUGAUGAUUCCAGUAACAGUGAAGGUGAUGGCAAUGAUGGCAACGAAAGUGGUGGUUAUCGUAUAUCUCCUACUAUAAGGUUCACUGGGGAGGAGGACUUCACCCAUGCAACACAAGAUACAGAUCAUGGAACACCUACUUCACAACGACAAACAACAUCGACACGUCGACAUGGUCGACAGGCCCCACUUGCAUAUGAUGAAGAUAGCUCCAACUCUGUCUUCAGUGGUCAGUACUACAACCCUUACAGUACUUCUCCCCCUGCAGGGGGCUUUCUGUGGCCACCACCAGGGGUGGUGAACCCGCCACUUCCGCAGGCAGUUGCAGCAUUGCCUUAUUUGGAUUAUCACGGCUACCUACCAUAUGGAGCUCCACAGUUGCAAUAUCACCCACCUACGUACGUGUAUUUGCCACCAACAGACGAGCCGUAUGAGGGACCACCGGGAGAGAGAUUUGAGGACUGAAGAAUGCAGAGAAUAUGCUACAUGGAUUAUUCUGGACUAUGCCUUCGCCUCUGUUGUAUCUUUGGAUUGUAAUAAUUCUAAUGGAUUUUGGAUGUAUUGUGUUCUAUGUGUGGACUUUGGACAUGAGUUAUGUGUAAUAAUUCUAAUGGACUUUGGAUGUA
Molecule: messenger RNA, 999 nt
Organism: Panicum virgatum (switchgrass)
Lineage: Eukaryota; Viridiplantae; Streptophyta; Magnoliopsida; Poales; Poaceae
Exons: 2
Coding region: 20-838 (272 amino acids)
Source: RefSeq, a predicted model, not a curated record